Messenger RNA from Penicillium bovifimosum, 1344 nucleotides. RefSeq names its product putative erythromycin esterase. The record is from RefSeq and is a predicted model, not a curated record. Gene Ontology annotation, biological process: response to antibiotic. NCBI's taxonomy places the organism in Eukaryota, Fungi, Ascomycota, Eurotiomycetes, Eurotiales, Aspergillaceae. The coding region runs from base 1 to 1344 and encodes 447 amino acids. The transcript has a single exon.
AUGUCUCAACUACAAGGACUCUUCAACGCAGCAGUGCAGCCUCUGCCUGAAAUCCACAAUCCCAAGUUCGCCUCCCACUUUGACACCUUCGCAGGCAAGCAGGUGAUCCUCCUAGGCGACGGCAGCCACGGAACAUCCGAAUUCUACUCUGCCCGGGCCGAGAUCACCAAGCGCCUCAUCGAACAACAUGGCUACACCAUGGUUGCCGUCGAAGCCGACUGGCCAGACGCCGAAGCUAUCGACCGCUACGUGCGUCUGCGUCCCGGCCCACAAGCCCAAAUCGGCGGGAAAGCCAAAGGCUUCGAGCCCUUCAAGCGCUUCCCGACCUGGAUGUGGCGGAACCGAGAAAUGCAACAACUAGUCGAAUGGAUGCGCGAUCGAAACCAGAAACUCCCAGUAGAGCGGCGAGCCGGCUUCUAUGGACUCGACCUGUACAGCAUGGGCGCCUCGAUCGGAGCCGUGAUCGACUACCUGGACCGGGUGGAUCCACAGGCGAGCAAGCAGGCGCGCCAGCGGUACGGGUGUCUGGAGCCCUGGGUUGACGAUCCUACUGCGUAUGGUCUGGCGUCGCUCCGUGGCAUGGAAGACUGCGAAGCACCCGUCAUGAAGAUGCUAUCGGAUCUCCUGGCGCGACGGCUUGAGUACGCGGAUCGCAGCGUACAGAACGGUGAGGAGAUCCACAGCAGCGAGCAGAAUGCUCAUCUUGUCAAGGAUGCGGAGAAGUAUUACAAGGCUAUGUACUACAGCUCGGCUAGUUCGUGGAAUAUGCGUGACAUGCAUAUGUUCGAGACAUUGGAACGCCUAUUGAAGCAUAGAGAGGGCCAGAAGGCAAUUGUGUGGGCGCAUAAUUCGCAUGUUGGAGAUGCGCGCUUCACGAGUAUGGGAUUCCGUCGUAAGGAGCUGAAUAUCGGGCAGCUUUGUCGUGAGCGACUGGGUCGUGAGAAUGUUACUAUUCUCGGGUGUGGAACCCAUACUGGCACUGUUGCGGCGGCUCAUGAGUGGGAUGAUGAUAUGGAGGUCAUGGCUGUUCGUCCGUCUCGGGAUGAUAGUUGGGAGAUUGUUGCUCAUGAUACUGGGGUGCCGCGGUUCGUGAUUGACUUGCGUCAGGAAAAAAUCGAUCCUGCUUUGCGCUCUGCUCUCGCCGAUGAGCAACGGCUUCAACGCUUCAUUGGUGUUAUCUAUCGUCCGGAGACGGAGCGCGCUUCGCAUUAUUCACAGGCUUUCAUUCACAAGCAGUUUGAUGGUUAUGUCUGGUUUGAUGUGUCUCACGCUGUCCAGCCUUUGGAAGUCAUUCAGCCCGAUACUCCACUUGGACAGGGCGAGACUUACCCUUUCGGACUCUAA